AUGGCGCCCAUCCUGGCGCCUGCGGUGGCGGCCACGGGCCGACGGCGCGACCUGCAUCCAAAGCCAAUUUUUGAUGAGCCCUCCCUGCGCAGCUUCCUCACCGGCCAUGGCGCCAAACCGGUGCACAUGGGCCGGAUUUGGAAGCACGUCACGUCUCAGCUCCGCCUGGGCUGUCCCCCUUCGGACGUGUCGUUGGUGGACGUCCCCGGACUGCCCAAUGGCCUGGGAGUGGCCCUGGCGGCCAACUUCACGGUGUUGACCUCGCAGGUGGUGCAGCGGCACGUCUCGGAACUGGACGGCACCAUGAAGCUCUUGAUCCGCCUGCAGGACGGCAGUGAGGUUGAGGCUGUAGUGAUCCAUCACUCUGGAGAGGCGGAACAUCCAGAGCAGAGACAGGCGGAUCGCUGUGGUGAACGAGACACAUUGUGCGUCAGUUCACAGGUUGGAUGUCGCUUAGGAUGCCGCUUUUGCGCCACAGGCACCAUGGGCCUGUUGGGCAACCUGUGGGCCGGCGAGAUCCAGGAGCAGUUGAUCCACGCGCGCACGCAGAAGGGCCACUCUGAUUCUGUUUGCAACGUGGUCUUUAUGGGCAUGGGCGAGCCGCUGGAGAACUACGAAGCUGUAGCCUCGGCGAUCCGCGGCCUGGUGGAUCCCAUGCGCUUCGGCCUGGCGCCCAGCAGCGUGACUGUCUCGACUGUGGGAAGUUCUCCGCACCAUAUGCAGCGUUUGCUGGAGGAGCUGCCAAAGAUCAGACUAGCGGUGAGUCUUCAUGCGCCGAACCAAAGUCUCAGAGAAGAGCUGGUUCCGGCGGCCAAGGCAAUCCCCAUCGACAAGCUUCUGGCCAUUGUCGACGACCAUGCAAAGAAGGGGGAGGCAAAACGCCUUCGAACCGUCAUGGUCUCCUAUGUGCUUUUGAAGGGCGUCAACGAUUCACUGGACCACGCACGCGAGUUGUCGGCCCUCCUGUCCGACCGUCCUGUGAUUGUGAAUCUCAUUCCGUACAAUCCCUUCGAAGGCAACAUCUACGGAUACGAAGAGCCGUCCCCUGCCACUGUGGACGAGUUCCUGCAAGUGCUUGCAGAAAGCAACAUCAGGGUCUUUGAGCGUCGACAUCAUGGUCGAGACAUCGCAGCGGCCUGUGGGCAGCUGGCCAAGCUGGGGACCAGUGCGACCGGCCUGGAGACGGACAUCGAAAAUGGCGGCUGCACUCUGAACAAGGACCUGGUCCGCAAGAAAUCGCCGAAAUGGUCAGGAUCAUCACCGCGCGGUGAGAUGUGGAGGUCAGUUCUGCUGCUGGGGGCCAUGGGUGGUUUGGUUGCCCUGGGUGCCUUUUCAUUGCGACGCUGGCGACGGUGA
This is a messenger RNA of Cladocopium goreaui, 1356 nucleotides long. NCBI's taxonomy places the organism in Eukaryota, Dinophyceae, Suessiales, Symbiodiniaceae. The record is from the annotation of a GenBank genome assembly.